AUGAAAAUAAAAAGAACUCAAAAAAGUAAUACUAAUCCUUUAAAUUCUUUUUACAUUGGAUCAGAACAAAAUAUUUUAAAAAAUUUGAUUCCUAUAAAUACUUUAAAAGAAAAUAACAAUAAAAAGAUUAUUUAUAGCUAUAAUGUUCUAGAUGGAUUUAAAUAUAAAAUAAUUAUUAAAAGGAAAACAGAAAAUAUAAAUAAUAUAUACAAAAUAGUUAUAUCCUUAGAUCACCCCAAUAUAAUAAAAAUAAUUCAAUAUGCUGAAUCGGAUUAUUAUUUUACUACCGUGUCUGAAUUUUUUUCAGAUAUAAGCUUAUAUGACACUAUAUCCUUCUCUGCAAUAUAUGAUGAGGAGAAAAUUAGAAAAAUCAUAUAUCAGAUUAUUUUAAUUGUAAAUUAUUUACACUCAAAUAAUUUUUUACACAAAAAGUUGACUCCUCAUAGUUUCCUCAUAAAAAAAAUAAAUAAUGAACUUAUGAUAAAAUUAGAUGACAUUCAUAAUAUUGAAAUUAUGCCUAGCAAAUUAAGGUCCAAAUAUAAGAGUCAAAAUAUUUAUAGCAUCGGAUCCAUAACGUAUUUCUUAGUAUGUGGGGAGUUUCCCUUAUACUAUUAUAAAAAUAAUGAGAAAAAAAUUUGUAUUUCCAAAAAAUUAUGGAAGAAUUUUUCAUAUAAAGGUCGAGAUUUUAUAAAAAAAAUUUUACUUGGUAACAUGAGUUCUAUUAUAUCUUUAAGAGAAGCACUAGAUCAUGAAUGGUUUAAAGAAAAUAUAAGACAAAAUAUUUAUAUAAAUUUUGAAAUGCUAAGAAGUAUUUAUAACUUCUGGAGAAAAAAUACAUUUAAGAGAUAUAUUUUAAAUAACCUUGCAAAACUUAUAAUAAAUGAAGAAAUAUACACAUUCCAAUCCUUGUUCUUUUAUUUGGAUAUACUACAACAAGGAUCAAUUAAAUAUGAACAAUAUUUUAUUAUAAUGAAAAAAUUAGGACUUUUAGAUGGGGAUAUAAAAAUGUCUUUUAAUGGAUUGGAUAUUUCCAGAAGUGGAAAAAUACAAUUUAGUAAUAUAAUAGCAAGUCUUAUGAAUAGUUACAUCAAGAUUAAAAAAACUACUGCAUUCCAAUUUUUUAAAAAAGUAGAUUAUAAUAAUGAAGGUAUAAUAACGAAAAAGAAACUAUAUAAGUUUUAUAAUUUGAAAACAAAAAAUGAAAUAAAUUCCUAUGCGAAAAAGAAAUUUACAUUUGAAGAAUUCUAUAAUUACAUUAGGAAGGAAUAA
Molecule: messenger RNA, 1269 nt
Organism: Plasmodium adleri (nom. inval.)
Lineage: Eukaryota; Apicomplexa; Aconoidasida; Haemosporida; Plasmodiidae
Product: protein kinase, putative
Exons: 15
Coding region: 1-1269 (422 amino acids)
Biological process (GO): protein autophosphorylation; intracellular signal transduction; peptidyl-serine phosphorylation
Cellular component (GO): cytoplasm; nucleus
Molecular function (GO): calcium-dependent protein serine/threonine kinase activity; ATP binding; calcium/calmodulin-dependent protein kinase activity
Source: RefSeq, a predicted model, not a curated record